Phymastichus coffea is the source of this 2242-nucleotide messenger RNA. RefSeq lists its product as uncharacterized. The record is from RefSeq and is a predicted model, not a curated record. Gene Ontology annotation, molecular function: long-chain fatty acid-CoA ligase activity. Bases 328 to 1965 code for a protein of 545 amino acids. NCBI's taxonomy places the organism in Eukaryota, Metazoa, Arthropoda, Insecta, Hymenoptera, Eulophidae. The transcript has 8 exons. Gene Ontology annotation, biological process: fatty-acyl-CoA biosynthetic process; long-chain fatty acid metabolic process.
CACUCCGGCCAAGUGCUUUAGCGCACUUUCCAGCCUUUCCGCGGCGAUUCCAAUUUGACUCUGCAGACGCCGCCGAGGUCUCGCUUAUCGCCUAUCUCUCGAUUGAUCAAAGGGACUUUUCCACGGGCGGCUCAUCGUACAUACUUUUCACGGGAUUUCCGAGGCGCCGUUCGCAGCGAUUGCCCGCGCACGGAGUGCCAGUUUUCCACUCGAACCGGCAAUGUAGUUGUCUCUUAUCGCGUAACGAGAUCGUUAUCUGCCACUCAAAAGUCUAUAGUCGGUUAGGAAAGCAUACGUCAGUGUGAUUUAGAUCUCGAACGAGCGAAGAUGGUAGCCGAAAAGUUGAUUCGCAAGGAACCAAAGGAGUUCUCGAUCGAGGAUAACGUUAUCGUUGGCCACCCGCGCAAAUCCACGGACAGCCGUGGCGUCGCGCGGAUUCUAUGGGAGUCGUUCAGCGAGGCGCCGGACUUUGUUGCUCAGACGAACGCGGAUACGGGAGAAAACACGACGUUCGCGGAGCUGAAAGAUCGCAGCGCGCGUUGCGCUCUGUGGUUAAGAGAGCAGGGUAUAGGUAAAGACGACGUGAUCUCGAUCUCCACGCCCAACCAGACAGACGACCUCGUGCCGUACAUAGCAACGCUAUUCGUCGGGGCAAUAGUGAACCCGUGGUACCACGACUUGACCGAAGCGAACGCGCGGCGCUUCUUCCAAACGUAUCAACCCAAGGUAAUGUUCGCUUGCGAGCAGUCGAUCGAUCAACUGGCUCGCAUUGCCAACAGCGAGGGCAUGUCCUGUAGCUUUGUAGUUUACGGCAAGCACGCCGAGUAUCCGUCUUUGAGAGACUUGUUGGCCGAGCGAAGCCAAGAGGAAGUGGCGAGUUUCGAAUACGCCGAGCCAGUUGAUCCCUGGACACAGUGCGGCAUCAUAUUGUUCUCCUCGGGUACCACCGGUACGCCGAAAGGCGCUAUGCUCUCUUACAAAGCGAUCGGGAGUUUCGACAUGCUGGACGACUCUAUGAGCCUGCAGCAACAAAAUUAUCUCUGGUACUCGUCGCUGUCAUGGGUCACCGGCGCUUUCCUCCUCCUGAACUGCAUCGUCAUGCGCACCACGAGGAUUAUACACGGCGAGUUCGAUCCUGACAAGUCGAGCAGAGUCAUCGAGAAGUACAAGGUGAAAAGGGUAUUGUGGACACCGUCCGUGCUGAUUCAAUGUUGCAAAGCAAAGGUGUUCGCGCGCUACGACUACUCCUCGUUAGAGAUCCUGUGCACCGGUGGAUCCAAGCUCGGCGAAACCAUUCUCGAGGAAGCUCAACGAGCUCUACCCCAUUGCUUCGUUAAAAACGGCUACGGUAUGACGGAGUUGUCUGGAUUGGCUGUACUGCAAACUCACGAUCGGAAGAAAAUCGACGCUAUUGGCUACGCUAUUCGGGGCGUCAAGCUCAAGAUCAUCGACAGCGACACUGGUCGUACACUUGGACCGAAUCAACAAGGCGAAAUCUGCGUGCACAAGCCUACCGCCUUUCUUGGCUACUAUAACAAUCCGGAGGAGACGGCUAAAACUUUGGACAAAGAAGGCUGGGUACACACUGGCGAUUUGGGUUACUACGACGAAGACGGUGAGAUCAUGCUCACAGAUCGUAUAAAGGUGUUGAUCAUUACAAAAAAUUAUCACGUUGCACCUUCGGAAAUCGAAGAUAUUUUAUUGAGACACCCCGGAGUCAAGGACUGCGCGGUGAUACCUGUACCGCACGACGUUGACAUUGAACGACCGUUUGCUUUCGUCGUUAAGCAACCCGGAGCUACGGUGACGACAGAAGAAUUGAUAGAGAUGCCGGCAGCUAUCGACGAGUACUAUCGACUUACUGGUGGGAUAGCUUUUGUUGAUCAUUUGGUUUACACGUCUACUGGAAAGAAGAGUUUUCAAGUACUGAAAGAAAAAGCUAAAGAAUAUCUGGUUGGCAGAUGAUUUUCCAAUUUCAUAGCAAAACUUUCCCGACUGACGAUUUAUAUAUGACGUAGGAGCUCAAACAAUUUUAUAGGCUUGUUCACAAUUAUACUUUCAUAUUUUAUGAUAUACUUUUAAAUAUACUUUUCGAUUUUUCAAUACAUUUUUUUAUAGCAUAUUUGCAUAUACGUAUGUGUUCAAGUUAAUAUUAUAUAUGUAAGAGGCAUAAUAAAAAUUUGCUUCAUAAUAUAAUUGAACAUCUAAUGUAUACGACACACCUAAUCUACCAUAAACUAUA